Nanorana parkeri is the source of this 1278-nucleotide messenger RNA. RefSeq names its product cell division cycle 37 like 1 (gene CDC37L1). Bases 74 to 916 code for a protein of 280 amino acids. Gene Ontology annotation, cellular component: cytoplasm. Gene Ontology annotation, biological process: protein stabilization; protein folding. The record is from RefSeq and is a predicted model, not a curated record. Gene Ontology annotation, molecular function: protein-folding chaperone binding; heat shock protein binding. Lineage: Eukaryota; Metazoa; Chordata; Amphibia; Anura; Dicroglossidae. The transcript has 7 exons.
GGGGAGUGAGCUGCGAGUCUGGUGCUGUGUGCCCGUUCAUGUUGUGUUGGUUUGCCUGGGAAAUACUCACAGCAUGGACUUCCCUUGCCAGCAACAAGAUGAGGGUGGCAGAAGCACCAUGGCAUGCAAGUGGAGCCUGGCAGAGGCUCAGCAGAAACUGAACAGUUUGGCUCUUCAUAAUUCUGAGUCCAUAGAUCAAGAAUAUGCCAAAACUCAAACUGAACUGUCAGAACUACAGCGUAGUGAAGAAGAAUGGAGGCGGAAGGAAGCAGCUCUGCCACUGGGUGAGAACUGGGGAAUGUCUUCUUCGGAUGCCUUUAGUCAAGAUGUAUUUAAUAAGAGCUUUAUCAAUCAAGCUAAAACCAGUGAGGAGGAAAACCAAUCGCAGUCAUUUUUACAAAAAUUUGAAGAUAAAAUUCGACAUUUUGGAAUGCUCAGCAGAUGGAAUGAUAGCCAGUGGUUCCUGUCUGAAUACCCAGACCUGGUGUGUAAUGAAACUGCUAGAUAUCUCCUGUUGUGGUGUUACCAUUUAGAAAGUGAGCAGAAGAAAGCACUCAUGGAGCAAGUUGCCCAUCAAGCCGUUGUCAUGCAGUUUAUUAUUGAAAUGGCAAGAAGCAGUAAUGCAGAUCCAAGGGGAUGUUUCCGCCUGUUUUUCCAAAAAGCUAAAGCAGAGGAAGAAGGGUACAUUGAAGCUUUUAAAAGUGAGCUUGAAGCAUUUAAAUCAAGAGUUCGAAUGCACACUGAGCCCCAAUGGUCUGUGAAUUUACAGAAUCAUCCUCCUGGCUUUGAACAAAUUGCUACACCAUGCUUUAAUACACAGAAUGUUCCACAUUGCCAUAUGGAUCCAGAUCCACACCAUUUUGUCCCAGUGAAACCAACAGAGGAAGAUGAUGCAAAGAUGAUGGAUAUACAAUAAAGUACCAUUAAGCACUUGAGCCAAUAUCGCUACAGGAACUAGUGUGGCUGUGUUCCUACUAGUGACAUUUACUACUACAGAAUGCUGCACUUUAUUUAUUUUUUCCUUCGGUGGGUCAAUGCCCAAUAAGUUUGUGGUGUCUUAUAGUGUGAACAUUUUGCUGCUAUUUUUCCAUGUCAAACAGGAAAAUUGAACUGAAUUCAAUGCUUCUGCCAAUAGUAGCUUUGCCUUCAACCUAUGCCUUGAUUUUUAUGAGGAAUAGUAUUACAAACUUGAAUACAGAACAACAGUACUAUUGACAUUAUCAAUGGAGGAUUGACUCCUUGGAACCUUUGUAUUCCACUAUACACACGAUUCUUCUA